Molecule: messenger RNA, 2705 nt
Organism: Caenorhabditis elegans
Lineage: Eukaryota; Metazoa; Nematoda; Chromadorea; Rhabditida; Rhabditidae
Gene: ctf-18
Product: AAA+ ATPase domain-containing protein
Exons: 11
Coding region: 7-2559 (850 amino acids)
Molecular function (GO): ATP hydrolysis activity; ATP binding
Source: RefSeq, marked reviewed
CAAGACAUGGAUGAUGACUACAAUGUACUGCAUUCUGGGUUUGCCGACGAUGAUGGGCAACUUGAAUAUCCAGAUGAUGAGGAUCAGCUAGCUGUAGUUCCGAAUGGAGACUCUGAAAAUCAAAGAAUCAAUGAAGUUAGGAAUGCUCUCGAAGAAGUUGGAUAUGGUAAAAGAAAAAGACGCUUGAAUGAAGUAGAAGACGUAUUUGAUCAAUAUGGAAGACGUUCACAUCCAAUGGAUUGGCAUAUGAGAAUGGAAACAGUUUCCAGUGAAGUAUUACAAAAGUCACAAGUAAAUGCUGUUAAGAGAAGAGCCCUCGAAAGCUUGGAACAGAAAAUCAACGAAGCAGCUGCUCAAGCUGAAAGAAAAAUGAAUGAAAAUCAUCAUUCUAAUGCUUUUGACGAUUUUCAAAGCGGAGAGCAGACAAUUUCUUCACUUUGUGAGCUAGAAAUGGAACGGAGAUAUAGAAGACGACAGGAAAUCAUGCGAAAUCCGGUAACUGAUGGUUCACCUUGGAUUGGUAUCAGUGAUGUCGUCAACGGGCAACGAUUUUAUAUUCGAACUUUCCGUGAUGAUCGUCUUUCUGUUCCGUUAGUAGAAUCGAUUACCCAACAAGCAACCCGUUCGAGGGUCGGUUUUCGAGCUUUUCAGUCGAUUUGUCAGGAAUCCGAACGUCUUAGCAAGUUGAAAGAAGAAUCUCGCGUUAAAGAACAGGAAGCCGAGUUUUCACGCAUGCUUAAAGAAACUGAAACACCGUCUGAAUAUGAAAAUAAUAAAUCUCAUCCAGAAUCAUCAUUAUGGGUGAACAAGUACGAAGCCAAAAAUUUCUCAGAUUUGCUCUCGGACAGUACUGUCAAUCGAAAUAUUCUUACAUGGCUGAAAAUGUGGGACGAGUGUGUGUUCCAUCAAAAAGUCGACGAUUUACUAGCAAGCCUCGGUGAAAAAGAACGAGAAGUACUACACAUGGAUAAUGGCAAAAUUCGGCGUCCAUCAUCGAAAAUGUUGCUUCUUUCUGGCCCGGCUGGUCUCGGUAAAAGUACACUAGCACGAAUUGUCGCUCGUCAAGCAGGCUAUUCAACAAUUGAUGUAAAUGCAAGUGAUGCUCGAACAGUCGCAGAUUUAAAUAAAGUACUAGAAGGAGCUGUAAAAACAUCUCGAACACUUGAUGCAGAUCAACGGCCAGCAUGCCUGAUUCUUGAUGAAAUUGAUGGAACACCAAUUGAUACUAUUCGUCAUUUGGUUCGGUGUAUUCAAGCAACAGGCAAAAAAGCCAUUCGGCGACCCAUUAUUGGAAUUUGCAAUAAUUUGUAUACGCCAGCAUUGCGUGAUUUACGAGGAGUCGCCUGGUGUGUGCAACUAGUCGCAACAAAACAAGAUGUUUUAGCAAAACGACUGGAAGAAAUUUGUGACCGAGAACGUCUUCGAUGUGAUUUGAGUACUUUGAGAAAGUUAUGCGAAUUGUGUGCAAAUGAUAUGAGACAUUCAAUUAAUACUCUUCAAUGGGUAGCGGUGGCAGCACGAAAAUCGAAUCGAGCAAUUGGAAUGAAGUUGAUCCAUGAGGUUAUUGAGAAAGAGAAAGGCGGAUCUGCUUCUAUUUUCGAACAUUGGUCGUCAAUUCUUGAGUUAUCUAAACAUACAGACGCAAAGGGAGGAAUCAAAUCUGUACGAGAAAGAAUAUUUGAUAUCGAACGAAUAUCGGCAGACCAUGGAGGAGAAGAACGAUUUGUGUCUGGUUUACAUGCAAAUUAUCUUGUAACUCUUCCAAUUGGAGUAAUACGCAAAGCGUCUACAUGGUUUUUGUUCUAUGAUGAUAUUCAGAAAAUCGUACACAGUCUUCAAAACUGGUCGGUUCUAAAGUAUGUUUUUUCAUUCUUCGUUUCCCUCCAUCUCAACAUUGCGACUCAUGCUCGUGUUCCGAUCGCCUAUCCACAGUUGGAACAAAAUAUUUUCCAAAAAACGAAGGAAUCGGAAGAAACAAUCAGCGCAGUUCGAUCAUGUGGACAAUCGACUAGAGGUGCACCAAAAAAAGAGCUUUUGCUGGAUAUUUUGCCAUUCAUUGUCAAUAUUGUUCAGCCACCUAUCAAACCGAUGAAUGAGUCAUUGUAUAAUCAACGGGAACUUGCGACUUUCAAUCAAACUGUCUCGAUUAUGUGUGAUUAUGGUUUGACAUACACUGCCACAAUGGUAAAAGAUCAAGUUAAUUGGUUAUUUACUCCUUCAAUUGAUAUUUUGACAAUGUUUCCACUGGAUGGACCAAAGCGGCCGUAUCUUGCCAAUGCGACAAGACAAAUGAUUGCUCAUAAGAUCACUCUUAUGCGUGUUCGUCUGACAGAGAGUACCUCGAAUACUGAACGAAUUUCUACGAAUGCCGAUAAAAUCAAAGCAAUCGUUGAAUCAGAAAGCAAAAAGAAGAAGAGACUAUCUGCCGGAGCAAUGAAAAGAUUACACAAUGGAAGACUAACAGAUAUAGUAUUUAAUCAUCAGGAUGGAGACAGUAGUGCUGUCAAAAAGAAAGUCACCAUGCAACAACUCAACUCUAUACUUUUUGGUGAUUCUUAACCUUAAUUUCAAAGUAUUUGUUUGUAAAAUGACACUAUUUUUGCUGUAUACUACUUUUUUCAGUUGUUUCAGCGCUGUAUACACGUUCCUAUGAUCUUUUGCUCAUUUUCCGAUUUUAUCACCCCAAUGAACAAUACAUUCCUUUU